GGUACCUCUACACUAACAGCAUCCUUGAGUGCAGUGUACCAAGCGGUGCAGGCAACACUAGCAUGGCACUACACGCGAUCCAACAAACAAGCCGCAACCUUCGCUGGAACCGGCCAUCUACUCAGGUUGCUAAACAAACGUUUUCCCUUCGUCAUUGAUUUGACCAAACCAUCAGCUCGACACCGCGCCACGAUUUAUUCCGAAACCCAAUCUUCCACGCACCACCCUUUCCAUUCUCACGACGUGCAUCGGUAGAUGAUUACAAGCCGCAACCAAGCAGUCAAUUUCCCGAUUCCAGCCAUCCCUUCUUUCUCCAAAAUGGAGGUCGACCCGCGCGGGCGCACUGAGUUGAGCCACAGGGGAGGCGACGAUGAUUCUAUCGACACAAGGAUGGCUGACGACAAACCGACCUAUCGGUCAUGGAAGAAGAAGUAUCGCAAGAUGCGUAUAGCCUUUGAUCAGAAGAUGCAUGAAGGCGAGGAGCUGUACAAAGCCGAGCAAAAGGCCCUAGCAACCGCCCGGCGACUAGCCAUUCAGAAGGACCGUCUUCUCGAUCUCCUUCUCGACGUCAACAAUUCCAACCAGAUCCCACCAGAGAAGCGCUUCGAUUUGAGCGUCAAGGCACCUUCCAAUAAAGAAGGUCUAUACCUGGACAUCGACAGGCCUUCCACGCCUCCGGGCGGCAUCCGACCCUCGAAAUCCUACAAGGAACUCCUCCAAGAUGUGCCGCACAUGCGGUUUUCCCAAGCGGCCGAGUGCUUUCCGGAGCUCCUCCGCGACCUCGAAGCCGGCCGCGACUCGCCAGCCGAUCCGUUCCAGGGACAACCCCAUCCGCCUUCGUUUCUCACGGCGGACGAUAUCGAUAACUACAUUUGGGAGAUUGACCAACGGCUGGCGAGAAAAGAGGCCACUGAGGCUGGUGUGUCGCCUCCUCCGGCCUUGCCUACCCUCGCACCGAUUGCCCAGCCGAACAGCGCCGCCACCAACGCGAAGGAGAGUGGUUUGCUCGCCUCCCGGGACUUCCAGCUACGCAACCCGACAUCUGUCUACAACUGGCUGCGGAAACAUGCGCCCAAGACAUUUCUACAAGAUACAGAGGCCCACGGGGAUGACAACGACCACGGUGAGUCUCGCGGCACCACCUCAGGUCGCGGCGGACGGGCUAAAGGCGAGCGUGGCGGUACGUCAGGGGGCCGUGGUGGUCGGGGCGACUCGAACUUGGCUCGUACAAAGAGGGGCGGCGCCAAGUCCGCCGCUGUUGUCGUUGAGGCACCCGAAUACUUGGACGAAGAUAACAACUUGGAGGCGGCGGUGACACCGAGUACAACAAAAGGCAAGCGAAAGCGGGUUGUGGACGAUGAUCCGGGCUACAGGCCCAAGGGUGGGUCAAGUCGGCCGACCAAGAAGAAGCGUAAGAGCGAAGGCGGCGGCGGGGAGGCUACGCCUACAUCGGGUACUAAAAGGCCGCGAAAGAGCGCCGGAGCCAGUGUUGAAGCCUCAAAAGCCAAUGACUAGUGGGUGAGACAGGACGCCGUGAUGGCAUAUCGUGGAUGAGGGUGGGUGUUUGAAUUAUAGAAGUGACCCCUAACGUCCUUCAGCGGGUUCUUCGUAUAUUUGUUUACGGGCGGCCGGCUAGUUGUGGCGUUCAAGUUCUCACCACGCGCUUUUUGGCAGUGGCUCACCAAGAACAAUCGGGAAUGCAUGUGCGUGUUUUUAAGAUGGAGGUAAUCGGGAAUAGAUUUCGAGUACGAGGGUUACUUAUCAUUCAUACACACUUCGGCUUUUCAGCAGUGUUCCAUGUUUCUAGUCUUCGAAUGGGUCCCCAUCCAGCAUCCGUCCACCAAGGACCAAGGAUACAUGAACGAUUCUCGUCUGUCAAAUUUCAUGGCUUGAAGUGAUGCGAGUUUAGUCAGAGUGGGCGGAGUUGCUUUAUUGUCGACCAUAGAAAAUAGUGGUGCUGUUUGUAUACGUAGCCAACGUUUGAAACUAGAAAUAGCGCCCUACAAGAAACGUGUAGCUGAUCUACUGAUUCGAAAAGCCGGGACAAAACAAAUACCGGAACGUGGGAGAACACCAAGUAAACAGAGAAUACGUAAGUAAAUAAAAGAUUCGGUUUUGUUUG
This is a messenger RNA of Neurospora crassa OR74A, 2122 nucleotides long. RefSeq lists its product as hypothetical. The transcript has 2 exons. Gene Ontology annotation, cellular component: Ino80 complex; nucleus. NCBI's taxonomy places the organism in Eukaryota, Fungi, Ascomycota, Sordariomycetes, Sordariales, Sordariaceae. Gene Ontology annotation, biological process: chromatin remodeling. The coding region runs from base 256 to 1515 and encodes 419 amino acids. The record is from RefSeq and is a predicted model, not a curated record.